Messenger RNA from Macrobrachium nipponense, 586 nucleotides. Its product is annotated as peroxisome biogenesis factor 10-like. Gene Ontology annotation, cellular component: peroxisomal membrane. NCBI's taxonomy places the organism in Eukaryota, Metazoa, Arthropoda, Malacostraca, Decapoda, Palaemonidae. Gene Ontology annotation, molecular function: zinc ion binding. Gene Ontology annotation, biological process: protein import into peroxisome matrix. The record is from RefSeq and is a predicted model, not a curated record.
GUGAAAUGGGGAUUUUUUUUUUUUUCUUCAGAUGCCAUUUCAUCAAGCAGGAGCAGCAGAAAUUCUUAGAUCUGUGCAAAAAGAUGAGAGCUUCCUCAGUCAUUUGAAGUCAAGUAUUGCUGAGAUAGUGCAAAGAUCUUUGGGGACGAGAACAUGGUUAAACAUUCACCAAUAUUCAGAUGCUGUAUGUGAACUGGCAUAUUACAGUCUCACCACAUUAAGCUUGCGCCAAACUUUGGGGGAGGAGUAUACUGGCAUUAUUCAAGUGGACCGCAAUAGAAGACGAUUACCUUCUAAGUUUGAACGGACUGUUAUGGUAAUACUUCAAUGUUUUGGACCAAGAAUUCUACAAAUAGGGCUGAAAAAAUUUGAAAACUCAGUUAGAGUAGGCUGCUUUUCAACCUAUUUACGCCCAGAACUGAAAACAUUCAUUCUACAGCAAAUUCCAACAUUGCAGUAUUCCCUCACAUUAGUGCACAGAAUUCACUUGGCAAUAUUUUAUUUUAGCAGUGAUUUUUAUCAUAUUUCCAAAAGGAUGACUGGAAUAAAAAUAUGUAAGUAUAGAAACUUAUGUGUGUACAGUUGA